AUGAUUCUCGCCACCACCGCCGUUUCCUGGCUCCGAUCCCGCUGCAGUCGGAGAAGCCGCUGCGUCUUGAUCUCCCUCUGCUCCCCGCUCAUCCUCCCGCUGCUCUUCAUAUCUCUCCCUCUGCUCUUCGCGCUCGAGAUUUGCCUCUGGCUCCGACUCUGUCGCCGAAGGAAGCCGCGGCGGUGGCGGUGGGGCGGCGGGGGGAGGAGGAAAUCGGCGCUGAUCGAAAAGGGGGCGACGGUGGCUCCGGAUGAGCGACUGCGGCGGUGCGAGGAAGGUUUGCGGAAUCGGGAGGCGGAUGCGGAGGAGGAUGGCGAAAUUGGGCGGCUGUUGCAAGUUUACUUGGAGGAUCAGCUACGGCUGGCUGGAUCGAUUGUGUUCGAGAGCGAUGAUGCGGCGGAGAGCGGCGGUGGCGGCAGCGCCGGCGGCAGAUUUGGCAAAUUCGGAUUUCGCGAGGAGAACAGAGAAGCGGUGGACUCCAACAUUGUCCCGCUGUUGACCUAA
Molecule: messenger RNA, 504 nt
Organism: Linum tenue
Lineage: Eukaryota; Viridiplantae; Streptophyta; Magnoliopsida; Malpighiales; Linaceae
Source: the annotation of a GenBank genome assembly